UCGUCCCCUCCAUCCCAAAUGGCCCUCUCUUUACAGAAGCUGUGUUCAGUUUUCAUUUCAGUUUUUGUUGUCUUCUCAUUCUCUCCCCGCCCUUCACUGUCCAACGGAUGUCUUUCCCAUGAAUCCGAAGCACUCCUCCUCAUCAAAGCGGACUCGAAUGACUCUGCUGAUCUGAGUUCGUGGGUGAAUGGCACAGACUGUUGCACCAUGUGGGAUGGCAUUUCCUGCAAUAAUCACACCAAGCAAGUUGUCUCUCUUGAUCUAGGCUUUGACAAUGACUACUUUGAUGGUGUGAUCUCUGAGAGCUUGUGCCAGCUUCGUUUUCUCACAUCACUCACCAUAGCCGGAGUAUCAGGUACUACACUUCCAUCCUGUUUGGGAAAUCUCACUUAUAUUCAAAUAUUAGAACUACGUUUCAAUGUAUUAAGUGAGAUCAUUCCCUCUUCCAUUUGUUUCCUCACCCGCCUUACAUACCUUGGUCUUGGCUUUAACAAAUUCAAAGGAAGCAUACCUUCCUGCUUGGCCAAUCUUUCUUUUUAACUUACCUUGACCUUGGUCUAAUCCAACUUAGGGGAAGCAUACCGGCUUCUCUUGGUAAUCUUUCUUCUCUUGAGUAUCUAGAUCUUUCCCAGAACCAGUUAAAUGGGAACAUACCGGCCUCUCUGGGUAAUAUUUUGACUCUUGAGAAAUUAGAUCUUUCACAGAAUCUAAUAGCUGGGAAUAUACCGGCUUCUCUUGGUAAAAUUUUUUCUCUUGAUUAUCUAGAUCUUUCUGAGAACAAAUUAAGUGGGAACAUACCGGUUUCUCUGGGUAAUAUUUCUUCUCUUGAGCUUCUAGAUCUUUCUGAGAAUCAAUUAGCUGGGAACAUACCAGCUUCUCUGGGCAAUAUUUUUUCUGUUAAAAAAGUAGAUCUUUCUCAAAACCAAUUAAGCGGGAACAUACCUAAUUCUCUUGGAAGUCUCACUUGGAUGAGUUAUUUACACCUUGGAGGAAAUCCACUGAGCGGUAACAUUCCAAAUUCUCUGGGCUAUCUCUAUUUACUCAAAGAUUUGAAUAUUAAGGACACUCAACUAAGUGGGACUAUUCCCCUUUCAUUUGCUCAGCUUUCCUCCCUCACUACAUUGUAUGCUGACGGAAAUCGUUUCAACGAAACCGUUGCCUCUUCGCCACUUCCACCUUCUUUGGUUGAUCUACGCCUCUCACUAGACCGUAACCAGUCAGUUUCAGAAACUUUCUUUCACAACCUUACAAGCCUGAAUUCAUUGUAUUUAUCCAACUGUGUGCUAAAUAUUUCAAAAUCUUGGAUUCCAUCCUUUCAGUUAGAGACAAUAAGUAUAAUGUCAUGUAUGAUUAAUGAUAAAUUUCCUCCUUGGAUUUCAACACAAUUCUCGCUUGUUACAUUGGAUUUAGUUGACACUGGUCUUGUGGGAAAAAUUCCUUCUUGGCUAGGGGAAACCAAUCCCGACUUGCAGUAUCUAAAUCUUUCGCGAAAUCAUCUAGAAGGAGCCCUAUUCUCAAUUUCGUCAAGUGAGAUGUCACUAAUAAUCCUAGAUGUGUCUAGCAAUUCACUGAGUGGGAACAUCCCAUCAAAUUGGUGCUCCUCCGUUGAGCAAUUGCAGCUCAACGACAAUUUAUUCAGUGGCAAUAUUCCUUCAAGCUUGGGUGAAAUGUUCAACUAUUAUCUUUUAAAUCUUGCAAACAACAACUUAACUGGUGUGAUCCCUAUGAGCUUGUUCAAGUACCCUUCCCUCACAGUCCUAAAUUUGGGAAAUAAUAGUUUGGAGGGAGGGUUACCCCAUGAGUUCAAUGAGCUAACUUAUUUAUAUUCCUUAGUUGUUCGGAAUGAUAAGCUGAAUGGAUCACUCUUUCCCUCAAUAGCAGAUUGUUCACAAUUACAGGUUCUUGAUGCUGGGGAAAAUUUUUUUGGAGGUGAAAUAUCAAAAUUAAUUGAAAAUCUUUCAAAGUUAGGAGUAUUGGUGAUGAAGGACAACAAUUUUAUAGGCAGUAUUCCUCUAGAGAUUGGUAAGUUAAAGAGCCUCCAAAUCUUGCUCCUUUCUUCCAAUCAUAUUUCAGGUUCAAUUCCACACACAAUUGUAUCCAUGGAAGCAAUGGUCAAUACAAGCCAAGAUGGUUUUAUAUUGUCUGCUUCUUAUAAUGUUUAUUAUCGAGAUGGAUUGGUAAUGAAUUUAAAAGGCACAGUUCGCUCCUUUUCAUACAUCCUUUCCACUCUCACCGUCAUAGAUCUCUCAAACAAUGAAUUGGAGGGGGAACUUGUUUCUGAUUUUGGGAAUUUGAAGGGUUUGAGGCUUCUAAACCUUUCAAUGAACAAUUUUAAUGAGACCAUUCCAAAUAGUCUAGGAGAAAUGAGUCAGCUAGAGUCAUUAGACCUUUCAAAAAAUUAUUUUUCAGGAAGAAUCCCUGUAGAGCUUGAAUCUCUAAACUUCUUGGGUUCACUAAAUUUAUCAAACAACAAUCUUUCAGGAAGUAUCCCACAAGGACAUCAUAUAACUGGCACAUUUGGAGAGUCCUCUUAUUCAGGCAAUCCACAUUUAUGGGGAUGUCCUCUACCUAAAAAUUGUUCUUGGCCACAAUUUGCUCCUCCUCCUCCUUCUAUUUCAGUGGACAAAGAUAAAAAAGGUGCUAAGUAUUCAUGGUAUCAAAUAUCCGUGGGAUUGUCAUAUGGAUCAGGUUUUGGAGGGAUGUUGUCACUCAUGCUCAUAAAAAAUAGUUGGAAAAGGAAAUGUUUCAAUCAAAUUGAUAAAAUCCUCAAGUUUUUAUUUCCAUGGAUGAAGAAUUUGACACUAUAAAGAAAUAUGUUCUACAAUUCACCAAAAUGUGGGAGUUUCAAAGAAUCAUUUGGCAACUGUUUGGGAGGAUCUUCUCCCAACUGUGUGUAGCUGCAUGUGGCUUUGCUAAUGAAAGAUUAUAUGAUGCUCCUGGUUGUACACAUGAUAGUUGAGAUGUGAAUAAUAGCUUAUUAUCAGUAAUUAUGCUGUUAUAUCUUUAGAUUACACUUAAAGUCAUUCUGGCGGAGUGUGGUUUCUUUGUUGGAGAUUAAUGCAACAAUUUAAACUAUCCCGAAACUCUUUGUGA
This is a messenger RNA of Cryptomeria japonica (Japanese cedar), 3093 nucleotides long. RefSeq names its product receptor-like protein EIX1. The transcript has 2 exons. NCBI's taxonomy places the organism in Eukaryota, Viridiplantae, Streptophyta, Pinopsida, Cupressales, Cupressaceae. The coding region runs from base 969 to 2807 and encodes 612 amino acids. Gene Ontology annotation, biological process: hormone-mediated signaling pathway. Gene Ontology annotation, molecular function: protein binding. The record is from RefSeq and is a predicted model, not a curated record. Gene Ontology annotation, cellular component: plasma membrane.